Messenger RNA from Suillus clintonianus, 834 nucleotides. RefSeq lists its product as uncharacterized. NCBI's taxonomy places the organism in Eukaryota, Fungi, Basidiomycota, Agaricomycetes, Boletales, Suillaceae. Bases 1 to 834 code for a protein of 277 amino acids. The record is from RefSeq and is a predicted model, not a curated record. The transcript is spliced from 6 exons.
AUGUCUCAAAUUCGUUAUGCUGUUGACGAAUCUUCGUCAUCUGGUCCAGGUGAAUCAUCGUCUGAUGAGAGGCCUGGACCUACGCAUAGUGCUAUCCAAGGGUCGAUCUCAAAUCCUGUUCAACGACAGGCUACCAGUGCGGCUGAACGAAAACCGCACCAUUCUAGACACGAAGCAGAAGGGGUCAAGAAUGCGCAGCUUGAGAACCAGGCACUGAAGGAAAGACUCCGCGUUGUGGAGGAACAGAACAAGAUACUAUCGACCAAUAAGGGUCGUCGCAAGAAGGAUGAUGCGGUUGCUGACGACAUUCUGGCCUUCGAAGCGGAACUCAAGGAGAUUGCAGUUCUGGCAGAAUUGUACGACACGCUCCCCCAACACCUGCAUUACCUGGUGCCGAUGAAUCGGUUUUCGAACAUGUUCUCCAAGGCAGUCUGUGCUGGCCGUGCCUCCGAGCUUAACAAGCUCAGGAGUGUCGCUGGUCAGAUUUUCGAGCUUCCUCAGCGUUACUUCGCCAUCUCAUUUGCUCGCGACACAGAGCCUGAGAUUCGCCGACUACUUGGCACCACUGGCAAUCCCGGCGAAUUAUAUCCGACUCUGCCACCUAUGUUGUUUCCAGGGAAUACUGUUGACCCCAGUCGCAAAACCCUGUUUGGCAACUGGCAACUCAUUGCUAAGACGCUGAGCUGCUGCCUGAAGGGCAGAACAUCACUCUCCAAUGAGGGUAGACGACAGGGUGGUGCUCCGCCCAAUGCAGUUAAGUGGGGCGUCACGGCAGUAACACCUGGGGCUGUGGCUUGGGCUAUUGUCGCAAACAUCUUUGAGCCCCUUCAGUGA